UUCCCGCCAAAGAGAAAGAGGAAAAAGAGAGAGAAUGAGCGAAAACCAAAUGCUUCAGAAAGAAGCUUCGCGAUCUUCAAAGCCUACCAGAAUCAAGAAGAAAUUCAGUGCUAGAACUUUGAUCUUCGAUUCAUCUCCUGAGCUUUCUAAGCAGAGUCGCAAUGGAGACGACAUUGCCAAUAGCAUCACGCGUAGUCUGCCUGAUUCAGAUCUAUCAGUUUCACCUGAAAGCUCGCUUCACUCCGAGCUAACUCAGUCGUCGGAAGUCAAAUUAGACCUCGUCUCCGAAGCCGUUGGCGAUUCGACAAGCGUUAACUCCAUGGAGGCUGAGAUCGUCAUUGGUCUUCUCAGGAAAGCCGUGUCUCAGGUGUUGAACUCCCCAGACAUGGCGGAUUCUCAAUCUAGGAAGCUUCUGGAAGCACUGAUCGAUAUUGUGCUUGAGAUGCUCCAAACGGCUCCUGACGAGGGAGACCGAAUCACCAAACUCCUCCAUGCCAAAACUCGCAUUGUCUUGGUCUUCAUCUUGCUCUGCAUCUUUGCCACGGCGGUUACUCGGAUCUUCAGCUCUGGAUCGCAAAGCUCUUUCGGCAAACCUCUUCCAACUUGAAAUCUUGCCGUUGCCGGUAUAGUCAUCGUUGUGUGGUAUAGGUUCGUUGAACAGCUUUAUUAAUACUAAUUGCUGGUUUGCUUAAUUUUUUGAAGUUUGUAUAAGGCACAUAUCAUAUAGGAGCUAAACAAAGAGGAGGAAGGGGGCAUAUUAGUUUAGAGCUAAAUAUUUUGAUCAAUAUAAAAUAGGAA
Messenger RNA from Morus notabilis, 798 nucleotides. RefSeq lists its product as uncharacterized. The record is from RefSeq and is a predicted model, not a curated record. Lineage: Eukaryota; Viridiplantae; Streptophyta; Magnoliopsida; Rosales; Moraceae. The transcript has 2 exons. Bases 35 to 607 code for a protein of 190 amino acids.